Molecule: messenger RNA, 999 nt
Organism: Penicillium subrubescens
Lineage: Eukaryota; Fungi; Ascomycota; Eurotiomycetes; Eurotiales; Aspergillaceae
Exons: 2
Coding region: 1-966 (321 amino acids)
Source: RefSeq, a predicted model, not a curated record
AUGUCUUAUUAUUCGCUUGAGGAUACAAUUAAUCGCUUUUUUUCUGGCCGCACCGUCACGCGGGAGCAAUGUGACCAAAUCGCUGUUGAAAUUACGGGUGAAGCCGUGGAGCCAGUUCGGCUUCAGGGAGCGUUCAGUUACACUGUAGCAGCUAGGGGGCUUCUGGUACAAUUCCGUGUUCCCGAGUCACUCUUAGAUACAGAAAAGCUGGGUCUCGCUCGGAAGAUUUUCGGCAACGUUGUUCCCUCCUGUGUCAAUAAAGGUGUCAUAGGAUCGUCGCCUUCGCUCACUAUCUAUGUCAUGAAGAAAGUUCCCGGAAUAACCUACAUUGAAGUGCCUUUAACAACACUACAUUCCACUUCAUGGCAAGAGAAAACAGUAUCGGAUUUUUCAAGAUUUUUUGCCAAUUCAUGGUUGAACCGACUAUCGGAGGCUCAUCACUCCGAGCAGUCUUUAGAAGAUCUUCAAGGCAAGCUUGAUAUACUUGUGCACGGGCUCCCUUCCCGAUUUACAGCCGUUAUCUCCAAGCUUCGCGAAGAACUUCCUGCAAUCUUUGCUCCCACGUAUCCGUUGGCUCUAACUCAUGCUGACCUGUGUGAGAUGAAUCUUAUCGUCGAUGCCAAAUUAGGUGGCAUCAAUGGGAUUGUUGAUUGGGCCGAAGCAAAAAUUUUGCCAUUUGGAAUGUCGCUAUGGGGAUUUCAGAACAUGCUUGGAAUUAUGAACUCAAGCGGUUGGCAUUACCAUGAAAAUUCUUCCAGACUGGAAGGCAUUUUCUGGGAUACGUUCCAUAGCCAGGUGGGAAAGAUCUCCGAUGUUGAGAAAAAGGCCAUGAAAAUCGCGGAACGGACAGGAUUGGUUCUUCGUUAUGGUUUCACCUGGGAAGAUGGGAAUGUGGAAAGGCCUGCGAAUGAGCAAGAUUCUUCGAUUAGAUAUUUAGACGCAUUUUUAGAUCGCUUGGGGGGUUAGAACCUCCCUAGAGUUCCAGCCUAUACCAGCAGU